ACAGGCGAAUAGCGAAUAUCAACUCGAGCGCCUGCAAACUCAACAACGUAAUCGUAUAGCGAAAUGACAAGGCUCUGCUGUAUGCUCCACGUCACACACCUAGAAAACAAAACCUGCUGGAUUCAGUUGUUCAUUAGAAUAGGCCUAGUCGCCAGAGGAUUUGCAGUUUCAAUUUAAGGUUUAAAGUACCAGAAUAUGAUAUUGACAACUAUUAUUGCCAGGGUGGCAGAUGGCCUUCCCCUUGUAGCUUCCAUGCAAGAGGAUGAACAAUUAGGUAGGAGUCUGUCGGAAUAUCAGAAGCAAGCAAAGCUGUUAUUUUCAAAGAUGAAUCAACAAUCACCACCUAGAUUAAGUAUAGCGACAGAACCAUAUAUAUUUCAUUAUAUUAUAGAAGAUGGUGUGUGCUUCCUUGCAUUAUGUGAAAAGACCUUCAAAAUGGGACUGGCUUUCCAAUAUUUAGAAGAUAUUCAACAGGAAUUUAGCUCCAAGUAUGGGCGACGAGUGAGCGCAGUCUCAAGACCUUAUCCCUUCAUUGAGUUUGACACAUAUUUACAAAAAGCUAAGAAAACAUAUAUUGACAGUCGGCAAAGGAGACAGUUGACUGGAAUAAAGAAUGAACUACAAGAUGUGCAAAGGAUAAUGGUCCAGAAUAUAGAUGAUGUCAUGCAAAGAGGUGUGGCACUCUCAGAUUUGGAUGUUAAAGCAACAAAUUUGGUUUUUAACUCUGAGAAGUACAAACGAGAUGCGAAAAACCUGAAUCUGCGAUCUCGCAAUGCAAAGAUCGCAGCAGCAACAAGUAUCAUAGUAACGUUUUUGAUCUACCUUCGCUACUGGUGGUUCAUCUAACAUCAGUCAGUAUUUCAAAACAAUCACACUUCAGUUUUCGACACAUCCCGCAGAUUUUUAAAAAAUUUGCAAAUUGCGAUUUACACUCAAGUCAGGUAGCUCUCCCCUGUAGCAAUGUUAAUUGUUCAUUAUCGCAAUUUCAUCUUUUGAUGAGUUUACAAAUUGUAUUCUUGGUUAAUACUGUCCAUGUAUUAAAGCUUGCCGGUUUCUAAGAUCCGUAUUCUUAAAACAAACAUUAGUUCUAGCUCAGCCAGUUGUGGUGGUAUAAGUUGGGCUAGGUCUACUGAGUAGUGGUCGUUAUUGGUUAUACAUUCAGAUUGAGAUGAAGGCCAAACCAAAGUUAUGGUAUAAGCCUAACUAAUGUUAAUGAACUGACCCUGAAUUGUGUUCAAAGGUAGUUUGGUACACUACCACUGAAAUAAUUUUGUUUACAAGAUUCAUACAGUAUGCAAAACCAGAACCCUGUGGGUGUGUAUGUUCCUUUGUACGCAACAACUAAAUGCAAAUUUGGGAAAUGCGAUAAUUAAUAGUCACCAAAAUCAUUCAUUUCAUUCUACCAAAUUUGCACUGUUUUAAGUAAAAUAUGACAAGGUCUUUAAAUGAAUCACUUAAUCACAAAUAAUUUAACAUAGAUAAAAACAUUUCUUAACAAAAAAAUUUGAGCACCAUAUAUGCCAAGGCAAAAUACAUUACAAAAUAAACUUGGUUAAAUGUAUAUUUUAAAAAAAUGAGUAGCCUAGAAACAAUACAACAUUUUAAUAUAUAUUCAUAAUAAGUUAUAUAGUGCAUAAUGCAAAAAGCUUAGGCGUUUCACAAAAAAAAGAUUUUAAAAAAUGUCUGGCAAAACAGAAUGCACAUUCUCCAAGGAAUCACCAUGCGCCCUCACUCUAGCGCAUUCCUGGACCCUUCAAUAAAAGAAUACUAAAAAUAUUGCUAAAGUAAAUCGUUAGGAUAGCAGCCCUCAUACCCCACUAAAAACUUCUUGUAAGGUAACGUGUACAGUAUGUGUAUUUAAGUGUGUGGAAGUUCAGUGCAUCAUUAAUGUGCUUAAAAAAACAUUCCAAAUUAGCUUUUUUUUUAGAUGAAAUGAAAAUACCACAUGCAGUAUACUGUGAAAUUAACGUUGCUCAUGAAAGGUAAUGCAAAGUGUCACUUCUAAAAUGAUGCUACAACAACCACUGCUAUUUCAAAGUACAGUAGUUCUAAAGUUUGUUUUAAGAAUACAGGUAUUCAGUCUUGUAAUAUGGUUUAGGGAGUGGAGAAAAAAAUCUGGGUUCCUACAGGUUUUGGAUGAAAUGAUUAAGUGGCAAGCAUCUCCAUUAACCUUUAGCUCCACUCCCCUUUGAAAUUGCAUACUCUGCUUAUUUCUGCUGUUGUCAAAUGCAGAGUUUGCAGGCGAUGGACUACUGGUAGGCAAACUCUCAAAGUCGAAAACAAAGCUUUGUAUUCCAUCAAAUUAUUUUACAUAAUAAUGUGGGCUUCGGGUGUAAUGGACCUUUCUGGAGUGUCAGGCAAACUUAACAACUGAUCAGUCAGAACAAUGCCAAGAAAAUGUGCAUGUCCCACAAACACGUACAUGUACGCUGUUGUUUUGUGGGACCUUGGCAUCAAUAGCCAAGGAGUAGGGUUUAGCGGAAAGGUUCAUUGGCGUUAUCACUAAGGUGUCCAGGUAUUUGGUAUUUAUUUUGGAUAUCAAAGCAUAGAAAAUGUCAACCUUUUAAAAAUUCCCCCAGAAUAGAUUUCAUCUAACUUGCGGUAGUGUAUCAUAAUGUGUAAUGUCAUUAAAAUAAAUAUACAGUAUAUCUACAGUACUGUAUAUAGUCAAAUGAAUUGUUUUUGAAUCGACAUUUGUGUUUAGUAAUUGUAUAUAUGAUUUUUUUUUUAAUAUUUGUAUUAUUUUUUAUGGUUAUUCUUAAGCUUUGUCUACACUUUCAAGUUUUGUGUGAAAAUACCUGUGAUUUGUCCCAAUUAAUGGGAGUUAUAUGACAUCUUGCCCAUUAUGGGCAAAUCACACAAUUUUGUCACAUAAAAUUUAAUAGUGUAGAUAUCACUUUUACUGUGAAAUGUCAUAGUGGUGACAUUCCAUACAUUUUAAAUUGUAGUUAGUGUAUUGGUUUGAACUAUGUAGAUUAUUUCUUUCUCUUUAAAGGAUAUACCAAAUCAUAGCAUCAUUUAUUGUACUCUUGUUGAAAUAAAUAUUUUUCAAGAAUAAAAAUUAGAGUAUAGUUAAA
This is a messenger RNA of Anneissia japonica, 3077 nucleotides long. RefSeq names its product vesicle-trafficking protein SEC22b-like. Gene Ontology annotation, molecular function: SNAP receptor activity. The record is from RefSeq and is a predicted model, not a curated record. Gene Ontology annotation, biological process: vesicle fusion with Golgi apparatus; retrograde vesicle-mediated transport, Golgi to endoplasmic reticulum; endoplasmic reticulum to Golgi vesicle-mediated transport. The coding region runs from base 196 to 846 and encodes 216 amino acids. The transcript has 6 exons. NCBI's taxonomy places the organism in Eukaryota, Metazoa, Echinodermata, Crinoidea, Comatulida, Comatulidae. Gene Ontology annotation, cellular component: endoplasmic reticulum membrane; Golgi membrane; endoplasmic reticulum-Golgi intermediate compartment.